AUGUCAGAUUCUUCGGAACUAAAGGCAAAACUGCUACUAGACAACUCUCGCAACCCGCGCUAUCUUUCUAAUGGCCUUCUUACUGUUUCUGGCAUAGAUGAAAGACAAGUAUUUAGAGAAACUACAGAAGCGAUGGAUAUUAUGGGCAUUUCAAACGAUGAUCAGGACGCUAUUUUCCGAAUUAUUGCCGCCGUUCUACAUCUAGGGGAUCUUGAUUUUAAACAUGAGCGUAAUUCUGACCAGGCAACACUUCCGGAUCAAUCAACUGCACAAAAGGUGUCACAUCUGCUCGGCUUGGCCCUUAACGAUAUGACGAAGGCUUUUCUAAAGCCUAGACUUAAAGUUGGAAGAGAAAUCGUGGUGAAAGCGCAAACGAAAGAACAAGUCGAAUUUGCCGUUGAGGCAAUUUCAAAAGCAAUUUACGAGAAGCUCUUUCGUUGGCUGGUUGCAAGGAUUAAUAAAUCGCUUGAUCGAGCAAAGCGAGCUGGUGCUUCCUUCGUUGGCAUCCUCGACAUUGCUGGAUUUGAGAUAUUCGAGGUAGCUUUGUGUUACUUCUGA
Protopolystoma xenopodis is the source of this 558-nucleotide messenger RNA. NCBI's taxonomy places the organism in Eukaryota, Metazoa, Platyhelminthes, Monogenea, Polystomatidea, Polystomatidae. The record is from the annotation of a GenBank genome assembly.